Molecule: messenger RNA, 2641 nt
Organism: Octodon degus (degu)
Lineage: Eukaryota; Metazoa; Chordata; Mammalia; Rodentia; Octodontidae
Gene: Slc34a1
Product: solute carrier family 34 member 1
Exons: 13
Coding region: 107-2050 (647 amino acids)
Biological process (GO): sodium-dependent phosphate transport; intracellular phosphate ion homeostasis
Cellular component (GO): vesicle; brush border; apical plasma membrane
Molecular function (GO): sodium:phosphate symporter activity
Source: RefSeq, a predicted model, not a curated record
GGUAUAAAGAGAAGGUCUCAGCUACCCCUUAGACCCCUGGAGUCUUCCCUGAGCUGCUAUACAGAAGCUGAAACAUAGACCCUCAAGCGUUGCUGCAAUCCCUGACAUGCAGGCUUCACUGCCAGUGUCCAAUAUGAUGUCCUAUGGAGAAAGGCUGGGGAGCCCUGCCGUCUCCCCACUUCCAGUCCGUGGAAGACAUGUGAUGCAUGGGGCAGCCUUUGCCUAUGUGCCCAGCCCACAGGUCCUGCACAGGAUCCCAGGGACAACCGCCUAUGCUUUCCCCAGCCUGAGCCCAGUGGCCCUCACAGAGCAUGGAUGCCCCUAUGGAGAGGUCUUGGAGCUCCAUGACCCACUACCUGCCAAGGUGGUGUUGGAGGAGGAACAUAAGCCAGAGCCCAAACUGGUCCAGAAGAUAUGCCAGGCUUGCACCACAUUUCUCAAGGUACCACUGAUGCUGGCUUUCCUCUACCUCUUUGUCUGCUCCCUGGAUGUGCUCAGCUCAGCCUUUCAACUGGCCGGAGGGAAGGUGGCUGGAGACAUCUUCAAGGAUAAUGCCAUCCUGUCCAACCCAGUGGCAGGGCUGGUGGUGGGGAUCCUGGUAACUGUGCUGGUGCAGAGCUCUAGCACCUCAACAUCCAUCAUUGUCAGCAUGGUCUCCUCUGGCUUGCUGGAAGUGAGAUCUGCCAUCCCCAUCAUUAUGGGCUCCAACAUUGGCACCUCUGUCACCAAUACCAUCGUGGCCCUGAUGCAGGCAGGGGACAGAACUGACUUCAGGAGGGCCUUCGCGGGGGCCACGGUACACGACUGCUUUAACUGGCUAUCCGUUCUGGUCCUACUGCCCCUGGAGGCUGCCACUGGGUACCUGCAUCACAUCACCGAACUUGUGGUUGCCUCCUUCAAUAUCCGAGGUGGCCGUGAUGCCCCUGACCUUCUCAAAAUCAUCACGGAGCCCUUCACAAAGCUCAUCAUUCAGCUAGACAAGUCUGUGAUCACCAGCAUUGCCACAGGGGAUGAGUCCCUGAGGAACCAUAGUCUCAUCCGGAUCUGGUGCCGCCCAGAUCCCAUGGAGGCUGCUACCUUGUCCAGGGCAGAGGCCAACGCCAGCCAGAUCCAUGGAAAUGUCACCAUGGAGAAAUGCAGCCACAUCUUUGUGGACACGGGGCUGCCUGACCUGGCCGUGGGGCUCAUCCUGCUGGCUGGCUCCUUGGUACUCCUGUGUACCUGUCUCAUCCUCCUUGUCAAGAUGCUCAACUCCUUGCUCAAGGGCCAGGUGGCCAAGGUCAUCCAGAAGGUCAUCAAUACUGACCUCCCUGCACCCUUCACCUGGGUCACAGGCUACUUUGCCAUGGUAGUGGGCGCUGGAAUGACCUUCAUUGUCCAGAGCAGUUCUGUGUUCACCUCGGCCAUUACCCCACUCAUUGGCCUGGGUGUGAUCAGCAUUGAACGAGCCUACCCCCUCACACUGGGCUCCAAUAUUGGUACCACCACUACAGCCAUCCUGGCUGCACUGGCCAGUCCCAAGGAGAAGCUGUGCAGCUCCUUUCAGAUUGCCCUCUGCCACUUCUUCUUCAACAUCUCUGGCAUCCUGCUGUGGUAUCCACUGCCCUGCAUGCGCUUGCCCAUCCGCAUGGCCAAGACACUGGGCAAACGCACGGCCAAGUACCGCUGGUUCGCUGUCCUCUACCUCCUUGUGUGCUUUCUUCUGCUGCCCUCGCUGGUGUUUGGCAUCUCCAUGGCAGGCUGGCAGGCCAUGGUAGGUGUAGGUGCGCCCUUUGGAGCCCUGCUGGCCUUCGUGCUGCUAGUCAAUAUCCUACAGAAUCGAAGUCCCGGACACCUGCCCAAGUGGUUGCAGACAUGGGACUUUCUGCCCCGCUGGAUGCAUUCUCUGAAGCCCCUGGACCACCUCAUCACCCGUGCCACCUUAUGCUAUGCCAGGCCUGAGCCCCGCUCACCCCAAUUGCCUGCAAGGGUCUUCCUGGAAGAGCUGCCCCCCGCCACGCCUUCCCCCCGCCUUGCACUACCUACUCACCACAAUGCCACCCGCCUCUAGGCUGUAGACCCAGAGAACUGCCUGGAGAUGGCACAGAGUCCUGGAUGGAUGGGGAGGGGUUAUGUGUGGGCCCUUGUGAGUGCAUGGCUCCCUGGUAUGCAUGUGUCUGUCACUCUUGGAUGCCUAUCUUUAUGCAAAUCCAUAGAGGUAUUGGCUCGUGUGACUGAGAGGCAAUAUGCAAGUGAGGAGGUUUAGGGCUGUAUCUGUGUGCCUACCAGUGUAGGCAUAGAAGCCAGUAUUUGUGUACACAUGUGUAUCAGCCCAUGCAUAUGUACACAUGUACCUGUGGGAGGCCAUGUACAGUUUGCAGGGGAUGUGGAUGUGAUUUCAAGUCCUUUGCCAUAUUUGGAGAGUUGCAUUUAUUAUGUCUUUGUGUACUCAAGACUAUACCAGGCAGGAUGGCUCUGACUAGGUGACUGCAUAGCUGUCUGCCUAUGCAUCCAUAUGGGUGCCAGAGACACUGACUGAGUUACACCCCUACCUGCCUUCCUUCCUCCGUGAAGCCAGUCUCACCCUUAAUCAGGGCUCAGUGCCACCACUGCAAUCCUUUCCCAGCCUUGCACAAUGAAUAAAAGGCAUUUAAAACUCUCA